AUGGUUGACGUUUCUUCUGAUGCUCCUGAGAGGCUACCAGAGUCCUCUGUAACGGUUGCUGAAACAGAUGCGUUUAUACGUUACAUUAAAAAGAUCGUGUCUACUCUUGACGACACAGAAGACUUGGCUGCUCUUGAUGCAGCACUUCUUGACCCUUCUGCCCAAGAGUCAAUUAAGAAAUUUUUGAAUGACGGUCAAUGCCAUGCAGUUCUAGUGCAAAAAAUAUCCAACAAAGACGACGAUGAUGAGAGCGAUAAUGCGGACACCGGCUUAUCGUACAAGAUUUCAACCGAUGUCCGUUAUACAAACCCAAAAAUGCAAAGCUUGGUUUUUAUUAAGCGCAACCCAGUUGUUGAAUCUGGGAAGUCGUUUGCUUCGCAGUUACGAAUGGCGACACUGAGUGACGGGGCGCCUUUGGAGACGCUUCUUUCCAUGAUAAGCAACGUUGUUAGUCCCUAUUACAAAUCCUACAUCAAGGAAUCAGGCAAAGCCGAACGGGAUGGCGAUAAAGUUGCUCCAAGCGUUGAAAAGAAAAUAGCUGAACUUGAAAUCGGGCUUCUUCAUCUUCAACAAAACAUUGACAUUCCUGAAAUAACACUUGCGAUAAAUCCAAUAGUUCUCCAGGUUAUUCAAAAAUGCAAAGAAGAGGGUAGGCGUGCUACGGUUGCUGAUUUUGAGUCAAUGAUUCACGAUGCACAAUUCCUAAACUCUCUACAUUCUGGUGUCAACCGCUGGAUUAAAGAUAUUCAAAAGGUUACGAGUCUUAAUCGUGACCCCUCUUCGGGGACAGCUCUGCAGGAAGUUACAUUCUGGUUGAAUUUGGAGCGAGCUCUGUCGCGGAUUCAGGAGAAGCGCUCUUCUCAAGAAGUUUCACUCACACUCGAAAUUCUAAGGACGGCUAAGAGAUUCCUCGCUACCGUCAGUUUUGACGCUGACACAGGUCUGACUCGUGCCAUAGACAUGGUGAAUGAUUAUAAUCCCCUCAUGAAGGAGUUCCCAUUAAAUGAUCUUCUUUCCGCUACGGAUUUGGAUAAAAUUAGGUCAGCGCUUGUGGCAAUCUUCUCCCAUUUAAAAAAAAUCCGCAACACUAAGUACCCACUCCAACGGUGCUUGAAAUUGAUUGAGGCUAUCUCUCGGGACCUCACGUCGCAGUUACUGAAGGUCCUUGGAACUCGCCGGCUGAUGCAUAUGCCCUAUGAGGAAUUCGAACACAUUAUGACGGCUUGCUUCGAUGUUUUUAGUGUGUGGGAUGAUGAGUACGAAAAGAUCCAAAGCUUAAUGCGUGAAAUCAGCAAGAAAAAGCGCGAAGAACAGAUGCGGAUAGUCUGGCGCACUAACCUUGCACACCGUCAUCUUCAGACCCGUCUAGAUAAUCUCAGAAAGUUGUGGCACCAACACGAACAACUUCGUUUGGUUAUUGUACGUGUAAGACCAACAGCGAGAUCUUCAACUGCUCAACCCGAAUCUGGGAAGGAAAAAACAGUGGACGGUGAAUCUAAACAGCAAAUGGACGAAUCCCUCUUAGAUGCAGCUGAUGCAACUGCUAUUGAUGAUGUAAACAAAGCAUUUGAAUUGGUAAAAGAAGUCGAUUGUCUUGAUCUCAGCAAGGAAGGAACAGAAGUGUGGGACGCUACAAUUAAACGUUAUGAAGAACGCAUUGACGGCGUCGAGACACGUAUAGCAGCAAGACUACGAGAUCUCUUGGGAACUGCAAAAAGUGCUAAUGAAAUGUUCCGCUAUUUUUCACGUUUUAAUGCCCUCUUUGUGCGUCCACACAUCCGUGGAGCCAUAAGGGAAUACCAAACACAACUAAUCAAUCGAGUUAGGGAGGAUAUCGAAGCUCUGCACGAAAAAUUCAAAAAGCAGUAUCGCUACAGUAGAGCCUACCGUUUGAGUAAACUGCGUGAUAUCCCACCGGUCGCGGGCUCCAUAAUCUGGGCCCGACAGAUUGAGGAACGCCUAAAUACCUAUCUUAGGCGGGUUGAGGACGUAUUGGGCAAGGGUUGGGAACAUCACCGCGAAGGUCAAAAUCUCAAGACAAAUGGAGAAGAUUUCAAAUCAAAGUUGAAUACAAAUGCUAUUUUCGACGACUGGUGUCGUAAGGUACAGCAGACUCAAAUCAACGUCACUCGUCGUAUCUUCUUUGUGGAACCUGUUCGCGCAAAGAUUACUAACAAAGCUGGAGUCACCGAAACGACGACUAUAAUGAAGCUAACGGUCACCUUUAUGCUUGAUGUUAUCACUCUGGCUAAGGAGGUCCGCUGUAUGAAAGCAAUGGGGUUCCGCGUGCCACUCUCAAUUGUUAACCGUGCCCAUCAGACGAGUCUCUUGUACCCCUCGGCAACCUCGUUAAACCAAAGCGUCCAAAUUUACGAGGCGACUUGUGCCAAGAUUGAUGCCAAUGACGAACAGCACUUAGCGGUUCUGUGUGCUGGAUUGCGUCGGGAAGUUCAGAGUCUAAUUACCGAGGGUAUCCCGUUAAAUUGGGAGUCCUAUCGACUUCCCGUUUUUGUUCAGAAGUUUGCAGAGACGAUCCUCCAGUUCCAGGAAAAAGUUGAGGAUUUACUUCAGGUCACUCGGGAAAUUGAUUUACAGUUGAAAGCUCUCGUGACGUGUCCGUACUCAGAGGAUUCUUUUAAAGACAUAAUUGGCAAGAUCCAGAAAUUGGUUGAUGACUUAAAUCUUCAUAAGUACUCAAACUUGGCCCAGUGGGUUGCAAGGUUAGACGCUGAGGUCGAGAAGCGUCUGAUUACCCGCCUCGAUGCCGGUAUCCGUGAGUGGACGCGUGUUCUGCAUAGUGACGAAAAGCAAAGUGAGGAAACAGAAGACCCUGAUCACCUGAUGACCUCGUCUAUGAUGGUAUCUCAACAGCGCCUCGGUGGUGAUCCCAAGAUCAAACCUGUAUUCCUUGAACUGCGCAUCACUAACCAACAGAUGCACCUCCACCCCAGCAUCGAAGUCGCCUCCCACGAACUCCUCGCUCAGCUCACGGCUUGGCAGAAUAUCGUCCUCAAUCUCCCGCGUAUUCAACACUCUCGCUAUCAGGUUGGACUUAACACAGAAAUUACAUCACAGAAGCUCUACAUGAACCUCAUAUCGAAACUUACUGAGGAUAGUGACGUGCUGAUACAUGCCCACGAUGCCAUUUACGAUAUUCUUGCUGAAACAGAGGAGUACGUGAAGACGUGGACUAGCUAUCAGGCCUUAUGGGAUCUUCAGUCCGAUCAAGUAUAUACUCGAAUAGGAACGAACCUUGAGGUGUGGAUGAAUGUGCUUGACGAAAUUAAAGUAAUGCGGAAGCACUUUGACGUUGCGGAGACCCAAAAAGCAUUCGGUCCUGUCGUCAUAAUUUUCGGGAAGGUGCAGUCCAAGGUCACGAUGAAAUACGACAGUUGGCACAAGGAGAUUCUCAGCAAAUUCGGUAGUAACUUGGGCAAUGAGAUGCAGGAUUUCUAUAAGCAGAUUUCCGAGGCUCGAACCGAAUUGGAGAAGCGUUCUGUUGACUCGAAGGCGACCGGCGACGCGGUGAACACCAUAACAUAUACGCAGUCUCUAAAACGUAAACUCAAACAGUGGGAAAAGCAAGUUAAUCUCUGCAAAACGGGUCAGAACAUCCUCUAUCGUGAUCGCUUCCAGUUUCCAUCCAACUGGCGAGAUGCUGAGAACAUUCAAGGUGAAUGGAGUGCCUUCCAAGAGAUUCUUCGACGCAAAGAAUCCAGCAUUUCCACAGAAGUGGCAAGCCUCCAAAUGAAAAUUGUUGCUGAGGAUAAAGCUGUUGAGGGUAAGACAGCAGAGCUGCUGAACAGUUGGCACAAAGAGAAACCGAUUCAAGGAAACAUGAAACCGGACGAAGCUGUGAAGGCUCUGACUAUUCUCGAAGGACAGUUUUUGCGUUUGAAAGAGGAAAGGGCGAACAUCCAGCAUGCUAAAGAAGCACUAGAACUCACCGAGGAAGGUGUUCUGCCGGCUAGCGAAGAGAAGGUUCAAGUGGCAAUCGAAGAGCUCCAGGACUUAAAGAAUGUGUGGAUAGAACUUUCGCGCUUCUGGGAGGAGAUAGAACAACUCCGCGAGACGCCCUGGCAGACAGUGCAGCCCCGAAAAAUUCGCCAACAGAUUGACGAAAUGGUUCGCCGUCUGAAAGAGGUGCCUGCACGUUUGCGUCACUACGCGGCCUAUGAGCACAUCAAGCAUACUGUUCAGAAUUUCGCCAAAGUUAACUCCAUCGUUAUCGAUCUCAGAUCCGAGGCCCUGAAGGAGCGCCACUGGCGUACUCUCAUUCGCAAGUUAAACGUCAACUGGGUCAUGUCUGAGCUCACUCUUGGUCAAUUGUGGGAUGUCGAUCUUCAGAAAAACGAGGCUAUUAUCCGCGACGUCUUCCUUGUUGCGCAGGGUGAAAAGGCCUUGGAGGAGUUCAUGAAGCAGGUCACGGAGGUUUGGAAGACGUAUGAACUCGAUCUGGUUGUCUACCAGAAUCGCUGUCGCCUUAUUCGUGGAUGGGACGAACUCUUCAAUCGAGUAAAGGAACACAUCAAUAGCGUGACUGCAAUGAAGUUGUCGCCUUACUUCAAGCAAUUCGAGGAGGAGGCUCUCACUUGGGAAGACAGACUAAAUCGAAUAAACGCGCUGUUUGACGUCUGGAUUGAUGUGCAACGAAGAUGGGUGUACCUGGAUGGUAUUUUUUCGGGAUCCGCCGAUAUCAAAACUCUUCUUGCUCAGGAGUCUCAGCGCUUCUCAGGUGUCAGUACAGAGUUUCUGGGUUUGCUCAAGAAGGUCUCGAAGUCCCCACUUGUGAUGGACGUACUCAACAUCCCAAAUGUUCAGCGACAGCUGGAAAGGUUGGCGGAUCUACUAUCCAAGAUCCAGAGGUCACUCGGCGAAUAUCUUGAGCGACAAAGGUCUUCAUUCCCGAGAUUUUACUUUGUUGGUGACGAGGAUUUGCUGGAAAUCAUCGGUAAUAGUAAAAACAUUGCUCGCCUACAGAAGCAUUUCAAGAAGAUGUUUGCCGGAGUAAACUCAAUAAAACUGAACGAAGACUGUACUGAAGUCCUUGGUUUAAUCUCGAAAGAAGGCGAAGAAGUUGAUUUUAUUCACCCUGUCUCCAUCAAGGACAAUCCUGUCAUCAACGACUGGCUGUCGUUGCUCGAAAAGGAGAUGCGAAUCACCCUUGCCAGCUACCUUGGGCGUGCUGUCACCGAACUGCAGAAACUUCGUUCAGCGUCAGAUCUGGAAUCGACCGGCUUCCUUGCUUGGCUUGACCGAUACCAAGCUCAACUGGUUGUUCUUGCAGCCCAGAUAUGUUGGUCCGAAUCCGUAGAAACUGCACUUACUGGCACGAAAUCUCCCGAACUUCUCACUUCUUGCCUUCGCUCCGUUGAGGCUAUGCUUACGCUUCUCGCUGACACUGUCCUGCGCGAACAACCUCCUGUCCGUCGCCGUAAACUCGAACAUCUCAUCAUGGAACAUGUGCACCAGCGCGAUGUUCUUAGAUCGCUUAUCCAAGCGGGUGUUCAGUCUCCACGUUCAUUCACCUGGCUCUCUCAGAUGCGCUUUUACUUCGACCCCAAGCAAUCCGAUCCGCUAGCCCAAGUCUCCAUUCACAUGGCGAAUGCCAAGUUUGCUUAUGGAUUCGAAUACCUUGGAGUAAUGGAUCGCCUUGUGCAGACCCCACUCACAGACCGCUGCUACCUCACUAUGACACAGGCCCUUGAAGCGCGACUUGGUGGCUCACCAUUCGGUCCCGCGGGUACUGGCAAGACUGAGUCAGUUAAGGCUCUCGGUAUGCAGCUGGGCCGUUUUGUCCUCGUCUUCAAUUGUGACGAGACCUUUGACUUCCACGCAAUGGGAAGAAUUUUCGUGGGCCUCUGCCAGGUUGGUGCCUGGGGUUGCUUCGACGAGUUUAAUCGCCUAGAGGAGAGAAUGCUCUCCGCGGUCUCUCAGCAAAUCCAGGGUAUCCAGGAAGCGUUGAGAGAUCAAGCUAGCGGUAAGGAUGUCACUGUUGAACUUCUCGGCAAGAACGUUUCGGUGAACCCUGACAUGGCUAUCUUCAUCACAAUGAAUCCUGGCUACGCAGGGCGCUCGAAUUUGCCCGACAACUUAAAGAAGCUUUUCCGUUCUUUAGCCAUGACGCAACCAGAUCGUCAGUUAAUUGCUCAAGUUAUGCUCUACUCGCAGGGCUUCCGAACAGCAGAACUGCUGUCCAAUAAAGUUGUCCCUCUAUUUAAAUUGUGUGACGAACAACUGUCUCCUCAGUCGCAUUAUGACUUCGGUCUUCGAGCGCUGAAGUCUGUUCUGGUUUCAGCUGGUAACGUGAAACGUGAUCGCAUCAAGCGAAUUAAGGAUGAAAUGCAGUCCAGAAGUGAGACGAUAAACGAAUCUAACAUCGCUGAACACCUUCCUGAGCAGGAAAUUUUAAUCCAGUCGAUAAUGGAAACCAUGGUGCCCAAGCUGGUCGCCCAGGACAUUCCACUGUUACACUCUCUCCUUAAGGAUGUAUUCCCCGGUAUUGCUUAUACCGCCUCAUCCAUGGAUUCACUGCGUCGUGAACUCAAACGCGUUUGUGAGGAGAUGUACCUGGUUUAUUGUGAUGACACGACUGAUGCCAGCACCAGUGGUGCCCUCUGGGUGGAGAAAGUGCUUCAGCUUUACCAGAUCACAUGUAUUCACCAUGGUCUGAUGAUGGUCGGACCAAGUGGAAGUGGAAAAUCCAUGGCUUGGCGUGCUCUUCUUAAGGCACUUGAACGCGUUGAAGGUGUGGAGGGAGUUGCUCAUGUUAUCGAUCCGAAAUCCAUAAGCAAGGACUCUCUAUAUGGUUACCUGGACCCUAACACCCGUGAGUGGACAGACGGUCUAUUCACUCACACUCUGCGAAAGAUCAUCGACAGCAUCCGUGGUGAAUCAUUAAAGCGGCAGUGGAUCAUUUUUGAUGGUGAUGUUGAUCCCGAGUGGGUUGAGAAUUUGAACUCUGUGCUGGACGAUAAUAAGUUGCUAACUCUGCCUAACGGUGAACGCCUUGGUAUUCCACCUAACGUUCGCAUAAUGUUCGAGGUGCAAGACCUACGCUUCGCAACUCUAGCCACCGUUUCACGUUGCGGUAUGGUCUGGUUCUCGGAGGACGUCGUCUCUCCCGAUAUGGUUAUGACUAAUUUCCUUCGUUUCUUGCAAAAUGUUCCCGUCGAUGAAGACGAGGACGCUGAUUUGAGCUUUACUACUCCGGUGAUUGCCUCUGGAGAUCAGGUUGUCUCUCCUACUCUGGAAGGUGCUCAAGUUAUCAUCAGUCCGACCCUUCAGACUCAACGUGAUAUUGCAAAUAUGCUUAUGCCACACUUCACUAGCAACGGGCUUGUAUCGCGUUGUCUCGAAUUCGCCAAGGAUCUUGAGCAUGUUAUGGACUUCACGCAGCUUCGAGCUCUCACUAGUCUUUUCUCGCUUUUGAAACAAACAGUUAGAACCGUGCUUUUGCAUAACGCGACGCACUCUGAUUUUCCCAUGUCGGUCGAUCAAAUGGAGUCAUUUGUGACCAAGUCUCUUAUCAGUGGGAUCAUCUGGUCCAUGGCUGGUGACGGUCCAGCAAGUGUUAGGAUGCAAAUGAGUGAUUUCGUGCGGCAGGUCACAAUGACUCCCCUGCCUCCACCUGGUGUUCCGAUUAUCGAUUAUGAGGUGACCACCGCUGGUGAAUGGCAGCCUUGGAUUCAUAAGGUUCCCGUCGUCGAGGUCGAGACGCACAAAAUCAAUACGAUGGAUGUCGUUGUGCCGACGCUUGACACUGUUCGUCACGAGUCUCUCCUCUACACCUGGCUAGCCGAACACAGGCCAAUGGUUCUUUGUGGUCCACCGGGUUCGGGUAAAACCAUGACACUAUUCAGUGCUCUACGAAGUCUCCCAGACAUGGAUGUUGUUGGUUUGAACUUCUCUAGUGCUACCACACCUGAAUUAAUGCUGAAGACAUUUGAUCAGUACUGUGAAUAUCGUAAGACCCCCAACGGUUUGGUCCUCGCCCCGCAACAAAUUAAUAAAUGGCUUAUUUUCUUCUGUGAUGAAAUCAAUUUACCAAACGAGGAUAAAUAUGGCACACAAAGGGUAAUCAGUUUUCUUCGACAGAUGUUGGAGCACUCCGGUUUCUAUCAAACUAGUGACAUGCAAUGGGUGCGCUUCGAACGGAUUCAAUUUGUUGGUGCUUGUAACCCUCCCACGGAUCCAGGAAGAAAGCCCCUUUCACAUCGUUUCCUUCGCCACGUUCCGGUUAUCUAUGUUGAUUAUCCAGGGGAAACAUCUCUUAAACAAAUUUAUGGUACAUUCAAUCGUGCUAUGCUUCGAAUGCUGCCUGCACUGCGGUCUCAGGCCGAUGCACUCACCAACGCAAUGGUCGACUUCUAUCUCCGGUCCCAGAAAAGAUUUACUAUCGACAUGCAGCCUCAUUAUAUUUACAGUCCUCGUGAACUCACUCGCUGGGUCCGCGGCAUUCAUGAGGCUCUCAAGCCACUUGAGUCGCUCUCUGUCGAAGGUCUUGUUCGCAUAUGGGCCCAUGAGGCGUUAAGGCUCUUCCAGGAUCGCCUAAUUGAAGACAGUGAACGUUUUUGGACUGAUCAAAAUGUUGAUGAGGUAGCUAUGACUUACUUCCCCUUCAUUGACCGUCUGUCUGCGCUCCAACGCCCCAUCUUAUUUAGCAACUGGCUAUCGAAGGAUUAUAUCGCUGUUGAUCAAGAGGCGCUUAGGGACUACGUCAAAGCUCGCCUGAAAGUAUUCUACGAAGAGGAGCUUGAUGUCCCCCUGGUUCUCUUUAACCAGGUGCUGGACCACGUUCUCCGUAUCGAUCGAGUUUUCAGGCAAUCGCAGGGUCAUCUUCUGCUAAUCGGCGUCAGCGGGGCCGGCAAAACCACUCUGUCACGUUUUGUUUCAUGGAUGAAUGGUCUCUCGGUGUUUCAAGUAAAAGUUCACAAUAAAUACACAGCUGAAGACUUCGAUGAGGAUUUGAGAAAUGUACUCCGCCGGGCCGGAUGCAAAGGAGAGAAAGUGACCUUUAUAAUGGACGAGUCCAAUGUUAUGGAUUCUAGCUUUUUAGAACGAAUGAACACCUUGCUGGCGAAUGGUGAGGUUCCCGGUCUGUUCGAGGGUGAUGAAUUCGCUGCAUUGAUGACUCAGUGUAAGGAGGGCGCCGCUAGGGAGGGCCUUAUGGUGGACUCUCAAGAGGAGCUUUACAAGUGGUUCACAAAUCAAAUCUGCCGAAACCUUCACGUUGUUUUCACAAUGAAUCCAUCAUCUGAUGGCUUAAAGGACAAGGCUGCAACGUCACCUGCAUUAUUCAACCGAUGCGUUCUUAACUGGUUCGGUGAUUGGUCUCUUGAAGCUUACUUCCAGGUUGGCAAAGAAUUCACUGACAAACUCGACAUGGAGUGUGCUGACUACCACAUUCCCGAAGUCAUUCCCUACGUUGCGGAGGGCUUGCUUCCAGAUAUACCAACCUACCGUGACAUGGUUGUUAACGCCUUCGUCUUCGUGCACCAGUCCCUUCAACGUGCAAACGAGCGUCUCCAGAAGCGCGGUGGUCGCACAAUGGCCAUUACACCACGUCAUUACCUCGACUUCAUAAGUCACUAUGUGAGCUUGAUCGGUGAGAAGCGCUCUGAUCUGGAGGAACAACAACUCCACUUGAAUGUCGGUUUACAGAAGAUCAAAGAGACUGUCCAGCAAGUAGAGGUGAUGCAAAAGUCCUUGACAAAGAAAAGCAAGGAGCUAGAAGAAAUGAACGAAGCCGCUAACGCUAAAUUAAAGCAAAUGGUCAAGGACCAGCAAGAAGCCGAACAAAAGAAAGCCACCAGCCAGAGUCUUCAGGUAGAGCUGGGGAAACAAAGGGAGUACAUUAAAGAAAAGAGAGCACUCGUAAUGGAAGAACUUAGCCAGGUUGAACCGGCGGUGAAUGAGGCCAAACAAGCUGUUGAGGGUAUUCGCAAGAAGGAUAUUCAGGAGAUCAAGGCCAUGAGAAAUCCACCGCCUGCCGUUAAAAUGGCUCUGGAAGCCAUCUGUCUUCUGCUAGGCGAAAAGUCAACUGAUUGGCGCCAAAUUCUAACCGUCAUUGUUAAGGAUUCAUUCGUGCCAAGCAUUCUUAACUUUGACACAGAGGAAAUCACAGAUUCAAUUCGUGAAACAAUGAAGAAAAAAUAUCUUGAAAACCCGGAAUUCAACUAUGAAAAGGUGAACCGAGCCAGUACUGCGUGUGGACCGAUGGUAAAAUGGGCGAUUGCACAGAUUGGCUACGCUGACAUUCUAAAGAAGGUGGAGCCACUUCGAGAUGAAUUGAGGGCUCUCGAGGAUGCAGCCAGCGUUAACGAAAAGAAAGCCGAAGACGUUGAGGCGACCAUAAGUGCCCUUGAGAAGUCAAUCGCCAAAUACAAAGACGAAUAUGCUGUUCUCAUCAGUCAGGCUCAAUCCAUCAAGGCAGACCUGGCUUCAGUCGAAGCGAAGGUUGAGCGUUCAGUGGCUCUUAUCAAGUCAUUGAGCAACGAACGAACACGCUGGGAGUCGGGUUCGGAAACCUUCAAGUCCCAGAUGGCCACAAUAAUCGGAGAUUGCCUUCUCUCCUCGGCAUUUAUGGCCUAUGCUGGUUACUUCGACCAAAGUCUACGCCUCAGCCUUGUCUCUUCAUGGGCCAUCCAUCUUAAAGCUGCUGGUAUCCAAUUUAGGGCGGAUCUAGCUCGUGUUGAGUAUCUCUCAAGUCCCGAUGAACGCCUACGUUGGCAAGCCAGCGUCCUACCCGAUGAUGAGCUUUGCGUCGAAAAUGCCAUCAUUCUUCGUCGUUUUAAGCGCUACCCUCUCAUUAUUGAUCCUAGUGGUCAAGCUAUCGAGUUCCUGAUGGAGGAGUACAAGUCAAAGAAGAUAGCCAAGACUUCUUUCCUCGACGACGCUUUUCGAAAGACCCUGGAAUCCUCUUUGCGUUUUGGGACCCCUCUCCUUGUUCAAGACGUCGAAUCCUACGAUCCCAUUCUUAACCCGGUGCUUAAUCGCGAAGUACGACGCACCGGUGGACGCACUCUCAUCACCUUGGGUGAUCAAGACAUUGAUUUAUCACCAACGUUCGCAAUUUUCCUUUCUACGCGUGAUCCUUCGGUUGAGUUUGCUCCCGACAUCUGCUCGAGGGUGACAUUCGUCAACUUCACCGUUACCCACAGCAGUCUUCAAAGCCAGUGCCUGAAUGCAGUGCUGAAAGCCGAGCGCCCUGAUGUGGACAACAAACGGUCGGACCUACUGAAAAUGCAGGGCGAAUUCCAAUUGAGGUUGCGUCACUUGGAGAAGGAUCUGCUACAGGCGCUGAACGCCGCAGAGGGUAAUUUGCUGGACGAUGAUAAAAUCAUUACUAAUCUGGAGACUCUCAAAAAGGAGGCUGGGGAGGUGGCCAAAAAGGUCGAGGAGACUGAUGCCAUCAUGGCGGAAGUGGAUGCAGUCUCGCACGAGUACGUGCCCCUCUCUCAGGCUUGCUCUGGCAUCUACUUCACUCUGGAUGCGCUCAACCAAGUUCACUUCCUCUACCAGUACUCCCUCCAGUUUCUACUGGGCAUCUUCAACUUUGUCUUAACACAAAAUGAAAAUCUCAAGGGCGUCACGGAUAGCAAGACGCGACUCGAUAUUAUUACCAAAGAUCUCUUCCAGGUUACCUACAAUCGAGUUGCUCGUGGAAUGCUCCAUAGCGACCAGAUCACUUUUGCUGUUCUGCUAGCGAGGAUAUACCUGAAGGGUUUUGAAUCAGAAUUCUCGGUAUUCCUCCACGGUCAGGACAGUGCGAGUCUACUGAUCAGCAAGGACUUACCGGAUAUUAAAGGUCUCACUGUCGAACAACGUGCCGCCCUUAACAGACUGCAGAAACAGCUGCCGGCUUUCACGAACGUUGUGUCAGCAAUCGAAAAGGAGCAACGCUUCCAAACGUGGCUGGAAAGCGUCUCGCCUGAGGUAAGCAGCUUAAAAGAAGUAAUAAAUCCCCAGUUUUCUGGUAUACUUACGAAUUGCCUAUUCUGUUGGCUCUUACCAGCCGAUGUACCGACCCUCUGGGAGAUCCCGGCUUCCCACUCCACCCCUGUGGUCAUCGCAAUACAUAGCCUUCUUCUUAUCCAGGCCCUCCGGCCGGACCGUCUUUUGGCUUGCGCUCACAUGCUGGUCUUCGCGGUGUUCGGUCAAAACUUUAUGGACGCCGCUCGCGCUCACCUCGACCUUGGCCCGAUCGUCGAGCAGGAAAUCAAAGCCAGUGUUCCCGUUCUUCUCUGCGCUACCCCGGGCUUUGAUCCUAGCGGUCGUGUUGAGGACCUUGCCGCCAAUUUGAAGAAGACCCUCACCGGCAUAGCCAUUGGUUCUGCCGAAGGUUUCUCACAGGCUGAGAAGGCGAUAAACAGUGCCGUGAAGCAGGGUAAAUGGGUGAUGCUGAAGAACGUUCACCUUGCGCCCUCAUGGCUAAUUCAGUUGGAGAAAAAGCUCCACUCCUUCCAACCUCACCCCAGUUUUCGUCUUUUCCUCACUAUGGAGAUCAAUUCGAAAUUGCCAGUCAAUCUCCUUCGUACCGGUCGUGUGUUUGUCUUUGAACCACCACCUGGCAUUAAGGCAUGUCUACGCCAAUUUUUAAUAAUUGAUUUUAUUACACUCUGCACCACUGAAUUUUAUAGUAUGUGCCUGUCAGUGCCUACCAAGUGGGGUAAUUUGCCGCAUUUGCCACGGUUCUGCUCCUCACCUCUUCAUGCCCGGCCCACAUAUCAUAAAGCUAUCCCAGCGGCAAGCCUCUUGCGCACCUUCGCCAACAUACCGGCUAGUAAGAUGUCUCAAGCACCCGCGGAGCGCUCUCGCCUCUACUUCCUCCUGGCGUGGUUUAACGCCGUCGUCCAGGAACGCCUUCGCUACUCUCCACUGGGCUGGACUAAGCGUUAUGAAUUCAACGAGUCCGACCUAAAGUCGGCUUGUGAUAUGAUCGACGUAUGGGUGGACAGCUCCAGUAAGGGUCGUUCCAACCUUCCCCCCGACCAGAUACCCUGGUCCGCCAUGCGUCGGCUCAUGUCCCAGUGCAUAUAUGGUGGCCGAAUCGACAACGACUUUGACCAGACCCUUCUCGAUACCUUCUUAUCACGCCUCUUCACAGAGAAGAGUUUCGACCACGACUUUGUCCUUGUCGAGGAUGUGGAUGGCCAAUCCGGGAAAAAUAUCCUCAUUCCAGAGAGCACUUCGCGUGAGGAGUUAAUUGCCUGGGCGAAGAAACUUCCUUCAGUGCAGACACCCUCGUGGCUCGGGUUGCCCAACAAUGCAGAGAAAAUGCUUUUGACCAAUAUGGGCCAGGAAGUCAUUGGAAACUUGCUUAAGAUGCAGCAGGCUGUUAACACUGACGACCUGAUCGCCAGUUCUGAAGCCUCAGCGACCACAACUCUCGUAAAGCGUGUUUCCGUAGAAGAGGGUGACACCAGGCCAGCGUGGAUGCGGCAACUGCUGACCAGCGCUUCCACCUGGAAGUCCCUCCUGCCCGACCGGCUCAGACCCUUGGACAGGACUGCAGAGAAUAUUGCUGACCCGCUCUUCCGAUGCUUCGAUCGAGAAAUCAAUGCCGGCGCAACUCUUCUGAAUACUGUUCGGGACGAUCUGGAAAGCGUGGAAAAGGUUUGCUCCGGCACCAUCAAGUCAAUCAAUUACCACCGUGAGUUGAUGUCGAAUCUUGUCAAGGGCCUCAUUCCAGCCUCCUGGCGCCGCUAUUACACCGUUCCCUCCAAUCUGACCGUCAUCCAAUGGAUUAACGAUUUCGCCGCUCGUGUCCGCCAGCACAUUGAAAUAAGCGAGGCCGCCUCUUCCGGCGGUGAAUUGCGACACCUCCGUAUUUGGCUUGGUGGUCUCUUUAUGCCCGAGGCCUACAUCACUGCAACUCGACAAGCAGUUGCCCAGACUCAUGGUUGGGCCCUGGAGGAACUGUUUCUCAGCGCAGAGCUGGUCAUGAAUGCACAAAAGGCGAAUCCACCGCCCCUACCCUCGGAUAAUUGCUCAUUCGUGGUCUCUGGCCUCCGAUUGAUGGGCGCCGAACCCGCUGAUUCAAAGACUCUUCGGCUCUCUCAGUCCAUAUUUUAUGAAAUGCCCUUCACCAUCCUUAAAUGGAUUCGGGUUGUAAAAGAAAAUCAGGAUGCUGUGAAUGCUGAUGCCGUGAAGCUGCCUGUCUACCUGAACGCCGCCCGUUCCGUUCUCUUGUUUACCCUCGACUUGAAAACCAAGGAGGCAGGCAGUGAUUUUUACAAACGCGGUGUCGCCCUCCUUUCCUCCCCUCUCGGAUGA
Messenger RNA from Mesocestoides corti, 14277 nucleotides. The record is from the annotation of a GenBank genome assembly. Lineage: Eukaryota; Metazoa; Platyhelminthes; Cestoda; Cyclophyllidea; Mesocestoididae.